Messenger RNA from Anopheles funestus (African malaria mosquito), 1714 nucleotides. Its product is annotated as netrin receptor unc-5-like. NCBI's taxonomy places the organism in Eukaryota, Metazoa, Arthropoda, Insecta, Diptera, Culicidae. The transcript has 6 exons. The coding region runs from base 653 to 1699 and encodes 348 amino acids. The record is from RefSeq and is a predicted model, not a curated record.
CUGUGUGACAUUUCUCGAAAUUGUUGAUUAUUCUUUUAAACCGGAAUUUUAAAGAAAAUACCCGACUCUUACCUAUGCAGGACAUUUAUUGGCAUUUAAUAUCAUACUUCAUAACUCAUAAACCUUUUUGAAAUCCGAUCUUCUCAUAGUUAGGAUUAUAUUAUAGAUUGUAUCAUUGACAAAUGGUUUUGUAUUAAAGUUCAGCUUUCAAAUAUAUUCGACCGAUCAAGUGUCAUGAACAUACGAUAGUAACGGCUGUAUGUAAAAGAGAUGGUUCAUACGAAAGUUAAGCUCACUGUGCGGUAUAUGUAUGCAUACAGCGUGAAUUUAAAAAAAAAUAUCAAUGCAGUUUUGCCUAGUAAAUAAUCUCUUUUCACUAUGGUACACUCCAUCUCCAACUUAGCCCUGGUUUAACGUUAACUAAAUUUAAUAGGAUCUAGAUUGUAAUUAUGUCAUCGUUUUCUUUUCCACCAAAGGUAUAAAGAAACAAAUUAGCAUCUCACCGAAGAUCGUGCGCGUCGCUACGGGUGGUCAGGUCGAACUGGUUUGCAUCGUUAAUGCAACACCUGCAGCCAAAGUGGAAUGGCUGAAAAACGGCGUUCCAGUGCAACCCAAUCCACCGAACGUAGUGCUGACUGAUAGCUCUCUUCUAAUGACUCAAGUAAAUAUGCAGGACAUGGCUAAUUACACCUGCGUAGGCGAGAAUAUUGCUGGUAAGCGGGUUUCGGAGCCAUCUUUCAUCAACGUCUACGUCGACGGAGGAUGGAGCGAAUGGGGUGCUUGGACGGAUUGCAAAUGCCCUGGUUAUCCCAAGCAAGGUAAAAAGCGGAUGCGAACGUGUAACAAUCCAGAACCCGUUAAUAAUGGAGCAUCGUGUAAAGGACUAAAUACAGAAUACACAAAUGAUUGUUCACUUUGUUCUGCCGGACGAUGGUCAAGUUGGUCAGAGUGGAGUGAAUGUGGCCAAGACUGCACCCAAAUUCGGCAGCGCCUCUGUAUCGGAAGCUCUUCAACAACUCAAAUAUCUUCAUUCGGGAGUCCGGUCACCACAGCUGCCUUACCAACUAAUAGCUCUUCAGGACAAGCAUUUGCUAUCAACAAUGGUACCAUCAUCAGUUGUGCCGGAAAGAGCCAACAGUCCAUCAAAUGCUCCGAUGGAUUGUGCAACAACACAACUCUAGGUUUCAUUUAUUUAUGGGUGUCUCUGUUCGCUAUCGUUUGUAUUGGAGCAGUUCUUUGUAUCUUCAAGUUUAUUAGAAAAAGGAAAACCAUUCCUACAUAUAGUUCAGAUCGCACAGAACUUCAAACAAAAUAUUUCACUUACGAGAGCAAGCAAAUGACCCAACGCAAUCCCGAUCUGACGCACAAUAUUGGACCGAUAGAUUAUGAAUAUCCAUUGUCGGAAAUGCAUCAAAGAGAUCACAACCUUUCCAAAGACCAUAAACGUCCUCGGCAAACUAUGCUACAUUUCCAACACGGUAGUAGCCUCUUAACGAGUGAAAUUGAUGAACUUGGACCACUUCAUCCACAGAACCAAUUGCAACAAGUGCCAAACGAUGGGUUUCAACCGCUACUGCCUUUACCCCGUCCCAACUCGGAUCAUUAUUACGAUGAGCCUUGUAUAUACAAUAAAUCACAACUUCCUAACGGUUCGAAUAGUUUUUCUCAUUUUGGUUCAGAAAAUAUAGAAAGAAACUGAAAAAAUAUGUAUUUC